AUGGAGAAGCUUGUUCCAAACUGGUACAGUGCUGCUCAACCCUUGCCUGAGACUUGCAUAUUCCCACCUGAUGCAAGACCAGGGAAGUUUAGCAUUGCUCCUUCAAGGUCCGACAUUCCAGUAAUCAACCAUUGCAUACCAGAAGCUUUGAUGAAUGACACAAUGGAUGUGCUGAAGGAGUUCUUUGAGUUGCCUCUAGAGGAAAAGAGGAUCAUUAGUAAUGGAAAGCUCAAGUGUGAUGAACAUCAAGUAGUGACAAAUUCAAGUACUGUUUGGACGACGUUUGGAUUUUUCAUCACACCCUCCCCUGAUUGCUGUAUAGAACCUGCAGCAGCUCUCAUUAAUGCAAGCAAUCCCCGACUCUAUAAAGGCUUCCGAUAUGAAGAGUUUCCUGCCAACUACUUUAGGAAGCAGGGGAAAACCGAAGUUGUGCUUGAACCCUUUGAAAUCGAAUGUUAG
Molecule: messenger RNA, 459 nt
Organism: Rosa chinensis
Lineage: Eukaryota; Viridiplantae; Streptophyta; Magnoliopsida; Rosales; Rosaceae
Product: hyoscyamine 6-dioxygenase
Exons: 3
Coding region: 1-459 (152 amino acids)
Source: RefSeq, a predicted model, not a curated record